Pneumocystis jirovecii RU7 is the source of this 726-nucleotide messenger RNA. RefSeq lists its product as uncharacterized. Gene Ontology annotation, biological process: endoplasmic reticulum membrane organization. The transcript has 5 exons. Gene Ontology annotation, molecular function: FFAT motif binding. Gene Ontology annotation, cellular component: endoplasmic reticulum membrane; plasma membrane. The coding region runs from base 1 to 726 and encodes 241 amino acids. The record is from RefSeq and is a predicted model, not a curated record. Lineage: Eukaryota; Fungi; Ascomycota; Pneumocystomycetes; Pneumocystales; Pneumocystaceae.
AUGUCAGUAGAGUGCAAAAGUCAGCUGGGAUUUUGUCGCCCGCUUACAUCAAUGGUGAAAGUGUCCCUUUUUCUUUACAAUCCACACAAGGGCCCAAUUGUAUUUAAAAUUAAGACAACAGCACCUAGACAAUAUUGCGUCCGACCAAAUUCUGGCCGUAUCGAAGCAGGUCAAGAAAUAGAAGUUUUAGUAUUGUUUCAAGCAUUAAAAGAAGAGCCUCCUCUUGAUUUUAAAUGCAGAGACAAAUUCCUUAUUCAAUCAAUUGCUCUUACAAAUAAAGAUGUUACAGACACACAAAGUCUGCUUUUGUUAUUUGAUUCAGCUUCAAAAGAAGAUAUUCAUGAAAAAAAGAUUAAAUGUGUUUUUCUUACGCCUGAAGAAGAUAAUACAACACAGCAUACUCUGGAAAAAUCUUUUAAUGACAAUGAAAAAUAUAGCUCUAUUCGAUCUCCAGAAAACCAUAAUUAUAGCGCAGAUUCGGCAAUAACCAAACCCAUACUUGAUUCUAACCAAUUGCCAUUUAACAGCGAUGCAUCAGUUAACCGAACAUCGGAGAAUUCAGUAUCAAACGAAAAUCUUGCUAUUCAAUUGGUCGAGGCUAAAACAACAAUAAAAAAACUCAAGGACCAAUUAAAAGAAACGGAACAACGCUAUCGAGUUAUAAAUAAACCCGAAAAACAAGAUCAUCCUUUUUCGGAUAAAAUGAUGAUUGCAACAGGACCGUAA